This is a messenger RNA of Gilbertella persicaria, 1530 nucleotides long. Its product is annotated as developmentally-regulated GTP-binding protein 1. The coding region runs from base 53 to 1153 and encodes 366 amino acids. NCBI's taxonomy places the organism in Eukaryota, Fungi, Mucoromycota, Mucoromycetes, Mucorales, Choanephoraceae. Gene Ontology annotation, biological process: cytoplasmic translation. Gene Ontology annotation, molecular function: GTP binding; GTPase activity. The record is from RefSeq and is a predicted model, not a curated record. Gene Ontology annotation, cellular component: cytoplasm. The transcript is spliced from 9 exons.
UUUUUCUCUUUCUUUCUUUCUUUUCUUCACUGCAUAUACAUUACUAGCCAACAUGUCUUUGGUCGAUAAAAUCAAGGAAAUCGAAAACGAAAUGGCCAAAACCCAAAAGAAUAAGGCCACGUCUUAUCACUUGGGUCAGUUGAAGGCAAAACUCGCUAAACUUAAGCGUGAUUUGCUUACACCCAGUAGUGGUGGCGGUGGCGGUGGCGUUGGUUUCGACGUUGCAAAGACAGGUGUUGCCCGUAUUGGUUUUGUUGGGUUUCCUUCUGUGGGUAAAUCCACAUUGAUGUCCAAAUUGACAGGUACUGCAUCUGAAGUAGGUGCUUAUGAAUUCACAACACUUACUACUGUUCCUGGUAUCAUUCAGUACAAGGGUGCUAAACUUCAAAUUCUUGAUCUUCCUGGUAUUAUUGAAGGUGCCAAGGAUGGUAAGGGUAGAGGUCGUCAAGUUAUUGCAGUCGCACGUACAUGUUCGCUUAUUUUCAUUGUGCUUGAUGUACUUAAGCCUAUGACCCACAAGCGAAUCAUCGAAAAGGAAUUAGAAGGUUUUGGUAUUCGAUUAAACAAGAGACCUCCUGCUAUUAUUUUCAAAAAGAAAGAAAAGGGUGGUAUCAACAUGACCAACACGGUGCCUCUGACCAACAUUACAUUUGAUGAAGUGAAGGCUGUCUUGAGUGAAUAUCGUAUUCACAAUGCCGACAUUUCAUUCAAAGAAGACUGUACGAUUGAUGAUUUAAUUGAUGUGGUUGAAGGCAACCGUAUCUAUAUUCCCGCUGUCUAUGUUCUCAACAAGAUUGAUCAAAUCUCCAUUGAAGAAUUAGAUCUUAUUUACAAGAUUCCAAAUGCUGUUCCUAUCUCUUCUAACCACGAAUGGAAUUUUGACGAACUAUUGGAAUUCAUGUGGGAGAAAUUGAGUCUUGUUCGAAUUUACACGAAACCCAAGGGCAGACUACCAGACUAUGAGCAACCUGUUGUGAUGACAAAUGAAAAGUGUACUGUUGAAGACUUCUGUAACAGUAUUCACAAGUCUAUUAUGGAUCAAUUCAAAUGUGCUUAUGUCUGGGGUUCUUCAGUGAAGCAUAAUCCCCAAAAAGUUGGUAAAGAACACGUACUUAAUGAUGAAGAUGUUGUCCAAAUUGUUAAAAAAAUCUAGAUAAAUAAAACUUAAAUACUGUCACCAUAGACAUCUGCAUAUUUGCCAAGUGCCCAAAUAGUAAAAGCAAAUUUGUAAUUGGGAUAAGAAAUCAUACAGUUCUUGUUAAAGACACCUUCAAUGCCUUCUUGUAACCAUUCACCAUUGGCUUGUUGACGCUUCAUAAUAAGUUCAAUACCACGACGAAUGGGUUCUUUGUGAGGAUACUUGGCUUCUAAGAGAGCCAUGACAGCAAAAGCAGUAUUUACCACUUGAGAUUUCUCAUGAUGACAAUAGGUGUGUGUCUCACACGACUUGUAAGUCUCACCCCAACCUCCGUCUUGUUCUUGAUGUUGAAUCAAAAAGUCACAGCCACGCUUAGCAUGAUCUGAUGUCUC